CUUCGCUUCGCACCAAUAUGGAGGGCCACUCCCGCCCCCGAUAAAUCGCUCCCCAUUUCCCCCAAUUCCGAGCGAGCGAGAAAUAGGGACGAUGGCGUCGGUCGGUGGAAUCAAGGGCUUCUACCGCGAGAAGAAGAAAGGUGGAGUGACGAAGCCCUCCCCUAAGCCGCAUUCCGCCGCCGAUCGGGCCUCCUCUUCCACUCUCAGGUCCUCCGACGUCCAAGAGCAAGAGAAGGAGGCGGAGGAGAGGCUGAGGCAGUUCGACAUGGACAUGAGGUACGGGCCAUGCCUUGGUCUCACCCGGAUGGAGCGCUGGGACCGGGCGGCCGCCAUGGGCCUCAACCCGCCGCCUGAAGUGGAGGCCAUCCUCCUCAAGUGCUCCUCCACCGCGGCUCUCGAGUGCCUCUGGGAGGGCCGCGUCUAAACCAGUGAAUCGAUAGGUUGCCCUCCACGUAGAUGGUGAAAGAAAGUGGAGAUGCUCCUUUUCUGUUUGUUCUUUUGUGUCGAAGAAAAAUGUGCUCCUUUUCGUGUCCCCACUUCAUUUCCUGUAAUAUGGCUUGGCUUAUCUGAAAGUAUGACUUCUAGACCAGAAACUUUAUUUUGUACUAACUUUUUGGUGAGAAUUCUGUAUUACCUAAUCCAUCUCUUUUGUUGCUGACAUUCUGA
Messenger RNA from Elaeis guineensis (African oil palm), 666 nucleotides. RefSeq lists its product as uncharacterized. Gene Ontology annotation, cellular component: delta DNA polymerase complex. Lineage: Eukaryota; Viridiplantae; Streptophyta; Magnoliopsida; Arecales; Arecaceae. Gene Ontology annotation, molecular function: DNA-directed DNA polymerase activity. The record is from RefSeq and is a predicted model, not a curated record. Gene Ontology annotation, biological process: DNA-templated DNA replication; DNA synthesis involved in DNA repair.